Pogona vitticeps (central bearded dragon) is the source of this 3506-nucleotide messenger RNA. RefSeq names its product plastin 1 (gene PLS1). Gene Ontology annotation, molecular function: actin filament binding; calcium ion binding. The record is from RefSeq and is a predicted model, not a curated record. Gene Ontology annotation, cellular component: cytoplasm; actin filament bundle; actin filament. NCBI's taxonomy places the organism in Eukaryota, Metazoa, Chordata, Lepidosauria, Squamata, Agamidae. Gene Ontology annotation, biological process: actin filament network formation; actin filament bundle assembly.
UACAGCUGCCAGUCAGUAAUGCAGGGACCGGCUUGCAGGUGUCCUGGACUUUGCAGCCCUUAGUGGAGCUUCGUCGGGCGUUGGAGCCGGAGCCUGAUCGAGAGCUAGUUGCAGAACUACAGAAGCGGGAGCGGGCAGGUGGGGGGGCAGAAUCCAACCCCCGCUUGAGGCACAGGCAUAAAAGAAUUGAGAACAGCUGGCGUGGCAGUCAAAAGAUGGAAAAUAACGUAACUACCAUUUCUCGUGAAGAACUGGAAGAACUAAAGGAAGCUUUCAGUAAAAUAGAUAUUGACAACAGUGGAUAUGUCAGCGAUUAUGAACUUCAAGAUCUUUUCAAAGAAGCCAGCCUUCCUCUUCCUGGUUAUAAAGUCCGAGAAAUUGUAGAAAAAAUUAUAGCAGUGACUGAUAACAACAAAGAUGGCAAAAUCAACUUUGAAGAAUUUGUGUCAGUGAUUCAGGAACUAAAAAGUAAAGAUAUUAGUAAAUCAUUCCGAAAAUCCAUAAACAAAAAAAAGGGAAUUACUGCGAUUGGAGGAACAUCACCAAUUUCCAGUGAGGGCACUCAGCACUCUUACUCAGAGGAAGAAAAGGUUGCUUUUGUUAACUGGAUAAAUAAGGCUCUUCAAGAUGACCCUGACUGCAAACAUCUUCUCCCUAUGGAUCCAUUGGAUGAUAGUCUUUUUAAGUCACUUGCAGAUGGCAUCCUUCUUUGCAAAAUGAUUAACUUAUCCCAACCAGAUACAAUUGAUGAGAGAGCUAUUAACAAGAAGAAGCUUACCCCAUUCACUAUAUCUGAAAAUUUGGAUCUUGCACUAAAUUCUGCAUCAGCUAUUGGCUGUACAGUUGUAAAUAUUGGAUCACAAGAUCUAAAGGAUGGGAAACCGCAUUUGGUUUUGGGACUGUUGUGGCAAAUCAUUAAAGUUGGGCUUUUUGCUGAUAUAGAGAUCUCCAGAAAUGAAGCCCUUAUUGGUUUGCUUAAUGAUGGGGAAGAAUUAGAACAGCUAAUGAAACUGUCUCCGGAAGAUCUUCUGCUACGCUGGGUUAAUUAUCAUCUGGAUAAUGCUGGAUGGAAAAAAAUAAGCAACUUUAGUCAAGACAUUAAGGACUCAAAAGCUUACUUCCAUUUAUUAAAUCAAAUUGCACCCAAAGGAGGCAACCAUGGAGGGACCACACUUUCCAUUGAUCUUUCAGGUUUUAAUGAGGAAAAUGACCUGAGGAGGGCUGAAUAUAUGCUUCAGCAAGCAGAGAAAUUGGGCUGCAGACAGUUUGUUACUCCUGCUGAUGUAGUUGCAGGCAACCCUAAACUUAACAUGGCCUUUGUUGCAAAUCUCUUUAACACAUAUCCUGCCCUGCAGAAGCCAGAAGGCUCUUCAUAUGACAUCAGUUUACUAGAAGGAGAAAGUAAGGAAGAGAGAACAUUCCGAAACUGGAUGAAUUCUUUAGGUGUAACACCUUAUAUUAACCAUUUGUACAGUGACCUUGCUGAUGCUUUAGUAAUCUUCCAGUUAUAUGAAAUCAUCCGUGUACCAGUAGAAUGGAACCAUGUCAACAAGCCACCAUAUCCUACACUUGGUGGUAACAUGAAAAAGAUUGAAAACUGUAACUAUGCAGUGGAGCUCGGGAAGAACAAAGCCAAGUUCUCACUGGUUGGUAUUGGUGGACAGGACCUCAAUGAAGGCAACCCAACACUGACACUGGCAUUGGUAUGGCAGUUAAUGAGAAGGUACACUUUGAAUGUACUAUCAGACCUUGGAGAGGGGGAGAAAAUAAAUGAUGAAACUAUUAUUAAAUGGGUGAAUCAAACUCUUACAAAUGCAAAUAAGACCACUUCAAUAACUAGCUUCAAGGACAAAUCCAUUAGCACCAGUUUACCUGUACUAGAUUUAAUAGAUGCCAUUGCACCAAAAGCGGUCCGUGCAGAAAUGAUCAAGAGGGAAGACCUUACUGAUGCAGACAAACUGAAUAAUGCUAAAUAUGCCAUUUCCGUUGCUCGAAAAAUUGGUGCUUGUAUAUAUGCCCUACCAGAUGACUUGGUAGAAGUGAAGCCAAAAAUGGUCAUGACAGUGUUUGCAUGCUUGAUGGCAAGAGGACUGAACAAAAUAAAAUAAAGAAGUUUUUUUCAUAUUUUCUGCCAUGUGAAACACAAUGAAUGCCUCAUUGUUUACAGACUAAUGCAAUUUAGUAGCUGUAAAACAAAGAUAAUUUAUAUACAUAAAUGUGCAGAUGUAUAGCAAGAUUAUUUAAAAAAUAAGUGUUUAUAUAAGAUUUCAUCUGAUAUGUUUUAUAUUUAUUACUAAAUUGUGAACUAACAUUACUAACACAAUGCAAUAAUUACACUCAGAAUUACAGCAUUAUAUAGCCUUUUAAACCGGUACAAUCUGUGUUGUUUUCUUAGUGCAAAAAUUAUCAGACUUAGCAGUUUUAGUAGCUAGUGUGAAACUAAGAUUCUGCUUACUGUGUUAUUAACAUGUACUUUUAUGCAUGUGACACCUUUGAAGUCUGAUGUCGUUUUGUUCCAACCCUAUUAUGUUGAUCAAAAAAUCAGUGUCCUUGUCUUACUGUAUGAUGGACUGUUCAAAUUUCUAUUGCUAUUUGGGUACAAAUUAAAAGAAGCAAAUUAUAACUAACCUAAUAUUCAGUAAGUUUCACUGCACGGCACUUCUUUCUGAGUAAAAAACUUCACUAUUAAUUUAGCUGGUAGGUUAAUAGCUUAAAACCAUACUUCAUUAAUUGGAGAGGUACAGUUUGACUCUUGAAGAUACAGUAUAUUAUAUUUUCUGGAGUUGCUAGGUAAUAAAAACCUAUUAAUAUUUGAGGGCUAUUUGGUGUUAGAGUAUUACUGUACUUUGACAUGGAAAAUAAAAUUUUAAACAAAGACCGGCAUAGCCAUAAUACACUGAUAUAUGUGAAUGAGGGGCAGGAUCACAACUCCUUUAUUAAAGUCCCCUCUGUAACACAGCUUUCCUUGUGAUUAAUACUGUAGUUAUUUCAAUAUUCUUAACUGUGAGUAAUGAUAAGCAAAAUUUGUAGUUAAUCUUGCUUGAGGUGGAAGAUGGAUUCAUAAGGGACUGUUGUUGAUUGUAAGCUUUAAUCAUGGAUGAGGACAGUAAGAGAAGGAUAAAUGGAAUUUCUUGUGGAGAACUUUGAACAUAUAACCCAUUGGCUCAUCUUCCAACUGUGUAAACUUGAUUGAGGAAUUUAGUUUUUGUAUUUUACACUUCCUUUAGUCCUCCAAAAAUGCAUGUGUACUGAGGUUAUGGUAGUAUGAAAACUUCCUUAAAUUUACAGUGCAUCAUUAUAUACAAUUUAUGGUGGGGUAGGGUGACACAUCAUAGUACAGAGAUACUAUUAAAAGAUAGCUGAUUAAUUCAAGUAUUAUUAUUUUUAUUGGAUUGCAACACUGAUAUUACAGGCAAAACUUGCUACUUGAAUGAGUUAUUAAAUUAAUCCAUUGAGAAUUUUACUGUAGAAAUCUGUAAUAUCAAGCAACUAUUCAUGAAGGAGGG